AGUAUGCUGCAGAAGGACAACUCCAAUGCGACGGGAGAGAUAAGACCGGAGCAGACUGCACGGAAAGUGUGCUCACUGACGAAGUUUGGUUUCAACGAAAAGUUCUUCUUCUUUUCUAGUUGUUCACAUGACACGUGGGGAUAAGAAGUGUGUGGUAACACAGUAGAUUUGGACAAGACCUGAAACAAGUAGCCUCGUUAAAGAAAAAGCGAGCGCGUCUGCUUGCGAAACACUUGUGGCGUUUUGGCUUGCAAUUGGGAAGCGGUGUGUAUACCAACAACCCAUGGAGCAGGAAACCUUGGAAACCUUGGAGAUUAUUGAGAGAGGAGAGAGGUCUGUCAGCAGGGGUACUGAGGCCACGCCCCCAUAUGGCUAUCAGCUAGACCUGGACUUCCUGAAGUAUGUGGACGACAUACAGCGUGGCAACACCAUCAAGAGGCUGAACAUCCAGCGGAAAUCCAGGCCUGUCCGGCCGACGGCGGAGCCCGUGCCCAGGGGAGGUUACUCUGGUGGGGGCAGUGGGUACAGUGGGCAGGGCCAGGCUGAAUGGACCUCCACAGGCUCCCUACCCUCCUCCAGUGAAGAGGCACAGCAGAGUCCCCUCUUCUACCCCUCCCCCCAGCCUCACCCUCCCCCCACCCUGAUUUACCACGCCCAUGCCCCUCCCCUUCCUCCCCUACCCCCCGAGGGCUACCUGAGCGUCCCCGCCGAAGCCCCCCAACGGCCCCUUCUCCCGCCCCCCUCUCUGUGGGAACCUCCCCUCCUCAACCCCCAGGUUGAGAAGACCCUGAUGGAGACGAGGAGGAGGUUAGAACAAGAGCGCCACCUCAUGCAGCCCCCCUCCCCCUCCGAACCCCCUGGCCCUGCUCCUCGCCACCGCCUGGCCUCCUUCGGAGGGAUGGGGGGGUCCAGCACCUCCCUGUUCUCCCCCCUGCUUCCCAACGGGGGUGGAGGUAGUGGAGAGUACAACCCCUACUACACUUCCAUGGGUUCCUCUAUGCACCACAGCCCCAUGUCCUCGGGCAUGACCACGCCGGCCACCACCGUGUCUCCACUUCACCUGCAGCACAUCCGGGAGCAGAUGGUGGUGGCACUGCGGAGGCUGAAGGAGCUAGAGGAGAAGGUGAAGACCAUACCUGUCCUGCAGGUGAAGAUAGCCGUGCUGCAGGAGGAGAAGAGACAGAUGACCUGUCAGAAGAACCAAAGGCUGGGGGUGGGGGGCAUAGUGGGGGUGGGGUUCAGGAAGAGGUCCUAUAGCGUGGGCAGUGCUGACCAGUUGGCCGACCAGCUGGACACCCAGACACAUACCCUACAGACCCAGGAGCUGCACAUCAUGGAGCCAGAGGGCCAGGAGUGUCAGGGCCAUAGUCAGAGUACCAAGGGGAUGGAGGAGUUCAGGAGGCUGGCUGCAGAGGUCCAAGCCCUGGGGUCAAACAGCCAGGAUCAAGGGUCUCACCAGGCCAGGCGGACCCAGACCUCCCUCCCUCUCACCCACAAUAACAACAACCAGCUCACCUCCACGGCGGUCGGCCCAGAUGAGAACAUGAACGACGCCACGGCGGUCGCCCAGAGGAAGUCGCCGGUGAUGACGAUGGUACAACAACGACGCUUCUACUGUGACGUCGGAAUGGCGACGGAGCAGCGUGAGACUCGCAGUGCUGGGACGGGCGUGACGGAAGCCAUGUUGGGCGUGACCAGCGAGAUGGAGGCAGAGCUAGACUUGCAGCAGCAGACCAUCGAGGCCCUGAAGGAGAAGAUCUACCGGCUAGAGGUGGACCUGAGAGAGACCACCCACCUGAUGGAGAUGUCCAAGCUGAAGCUAGAGCUGCAGGCCGCUGGGGGAGCCAAUAAGAAGAGGGCUGAUAAAGGCUGCCAGGUGCGGCCAGACACCUACAGCAUGGCCUGCCAGGCGCGGCCAGACACCCAGAGCACUGGCUCAGAGACCUGGAGAGUCCAGACACACAGCCAGGGAGUGGGGAACCAUCUAGAGACCAGCCAUGCCUCCACAGGGGAGACCCUCCACACUGUAGGGGUAGGGGUGUCCUGUCAACCCAUCCUGAGACACACUGCUUCGGGUCCUGACCUGCCCAUGGAGAGGUGGCUGGUGCAGGAGAGGGUAGAGGUGCAGGACCAGUGUGUGGGGAGGCAGUUGGAGGUGUGUGACCAGGGGGUGGGGGUGGAGGUGGGGCUGUGUGACCAGGGAGUGAACACUGAUGAGGAAGUAGACAGUCUAGAGCUGUGUCAGGCCCAGGAGACCGAGGCCAGGGAGAGGGAGAGCAGGUCGGUGGGCGUUGGGGAGUGUUCUAGAGACGUCACCGUCUCUCCCAUCAGACAGCUGGUUACCACGGGGACUAACCCUGUCCUGGGCACCACCACGGACUCUGCUGUCAUGGUAACCCCAGACACCGCCUCCCAACACACCAGCACCCUACUGGAGACCGCUAGCCAACACACCAACACAGAGACAGUGGUGCUAGCUGACGGCUGUACCAACACCCCCCUGCUUCACACUGCUGAGAAACACACCAGCACGCUAACCAAUCACACAAGGACUGUCGCUGUGGGCGAGGGGCUGAUCAAAGACCCACAGACCAAAACCAGGUCUGUUGCCGUGGGAAACACAGCAGAGCGAGACGGCGGUAGGGAGGAAGCAUGGUCGGCCCAGACCAAAGAGGUGGGCGUCGGCCUGGUCGGCAUCCACACUAACUUCCUGGUCGGCCUGAAGACCCGGAACAUUGCAUGUGGCCCCUCCCACCUGGACGGAACCGCUCUUACCCAGGAGACCAUCGCAGUGACGACUGUUGUACCACCUCAGGCCCAGGCCAUACCACCGCCCCAGCAGGUGGAGGGGGGGACAGGACUAGACCAUUACAUAGAGAGGCUUCAGAAGCUACUUCAGGAACAACAGAUGCUGUUGACUGAGAACUACAGUGAGCUAGCGGAUGCUUUCGGACAGCCCUGCUCUUCUCAGUUCACCCACUUUGGUUCUAUCAACAGCCAGCUGGUCAACACUCUGACUUCUAUCAUGAAGUAUGGCAGUGCUGAGGAUCUGAGAACACAGCGAGAUAGCAGCAGCACCACUACAGAUCGGGGUCAGCUGCAGGUGUCCAGUGAAGUCAUGCAGAGUUCAGAGGUUAGCCAGACGGAGGUAGUGUCACAUGACCCCAGGUCCCCGCCCAGCCCGGCCACGCUGAAGCACCGCAUGGACCAGCAGAUGUCCAGCGCCUUGAACGGUCGUAAGAGCGCCCUGAAGUCCAUCAUGAAGAAGAAAGAUGGCCGCCAGGGUUCUUUGGGAACCAAGAAGAACCUACAGUUUGUUGGAGUCAAUGGAGGGUACGAGACAACGUCGAGUGAUGAAUCAGAGGACAGCAGCUCCUCUGAUACAGAAGAGGAGGAGGAGGAAGAGGAGGAGGAGGGGAAUGUGUUCGGAGAAGGAGAGGAAGCUGAAGAGAGGAACACAGAGGAAUUCCAGAACGAGGGUGCAGUGGAAGCGGGAACGAGUGAAGAGGAGGGAGGAGGAGACAAGCUAGAGAUGAGAGAGAGGUUUGAGUUGAGUGAGAAGAUGUUGGCUGCCUGUAACGUGUUGAAGAACCACCUGAAUGAUGGCAAGGCCUUAACCAGUAAAGAUGUGAGAGCCUGUGUGAACACAGUUCAGAGCGAGUGGUUCUGGGUGUCCAGUCAGAAGACGGUGGUGCCCGGCAUAGUGGAGGACUAUUUGACAGCGUUCCGUGACAUCUCGCCGGCCAUGCUGCGGCACAUUGUCAACAUGGCGGACGGUAACGGGAACACGGCGCUCCACUACAGCGUGUCACACUCCAACUUCCACAUCGUCAAGACGCUGCUCAACGCAAAUGUGUGUAACGUGAACCAGCAGAAUAAGGCUGGCUAUACUCCCAUCAUGCUGUCUGUCCUGGCGGCUGUGGAGGCUCCUAAAGACAUGGCCAUCGUAGAGUACCUCUUCAGCAAGGGAGACGUCAACGCUAAGGCCAGCCAGGCUGGCCAGACAGGGCUGAUGCUGGCGGUCAGUCAUGGCAGGAUGGACAUGGUUCGGGCGCUGUUGGCUCAGGGGGCAGAGGUCAAUGUCCAGGAUGAUGAGGGUUCUACAGCCCUGAUGUGUGCCAGCGAACAUGGCCACGCUGAGAUAGUCAAACUACUGCUGGCCCAGCCGGGCUGCGACGCCACUCUCAGCGACAGUGAUGAGAGCAAUGCCCUGUCUAUCGCUCUGGAAGCGGGUCACAAGGACAUAGCAGUGUUGUUGUACGCCCACGUAAACUUCUCUAAGGCCCAGUCACCGGUCAGUACUCUCUACCGCUGUUCCCUGAUCUCUGACCCUUACCUCUGUUCUCUGACCUCUAACCCUUAACUCUGUUCUCUGACCU
This is a messenger RNA of Oncorhynchus nerka (sockeye salmon), 4379 nucleotides long. RefSeq names its product KN motif and ankyrin repeat domains 1a (gene kank1a). Gene Ontology annotation, molecular function: protein binding. The record is from RefSeq and is a predicted model, not a curated record. Lineage: Eukaryota; Metazoa; Chordata; Actinopteri; Salmoniformes; Salmonidae. Gene Ontology annotation, biological process: negative regulation of actin filament polymerization. Bases 284 to 4363 code for a protein of 1359 amino acids. The transcript has 12 exons. Gene Ontology annotation, cellular component: cytoskeleton; cytoplasm.